AUGGCUUUAGUUUUGAGAAAGGCAGUAUUACCAAAGAACAUCUCUUUGUUAAAAUGGAUAAAAGGCCGGCCCUUAGCUACCGCGGCGAAAAGAUCAGACGCUACAGCGAUAUCAACUCUCGGGCCGCGGUUGACUGUCAAGGAACAAGUAAAGAGUAUGUUGCGAGAUAUGUCAGCGAUCAAGAUAAAAAAACCUCAACCAGUGGAACAAGAAAAAGCGAAGACUCCAAUAUCAUUGCAUAAGAGUAACUCCUGCCCGUGUCUCCUCCCGAGCAGAGGCACAGAGGAAGGAUUCGUAUGUCGUUACCAUCAGUCAUGGUUACCGCGCACAAAGUCAGCUAUUUUUCCAAGCCAAAGCCAAGCUCACGAGCGUGGUUCCGCAAAUCUCAGCCCUCCUCAUAUCCAGUCUUGUUUCAUGCCCUCUCAAGCGGAGCAGUGGCCAUGCCUACAACACUAG
This is a messenger RNA of Arctia plantaginis, 456 nucleotides long. The record is from the annotation of a GenBank genome assembly. Lineage: Eukaryota; Metazoa; Arthropoda; Insecta; Lepidoptera; Erebidae.